Magnolia sinica is the source of this 731-nucleotide messenger RNA. RefSeq lists its product as uncharacterized. NCBI's taxonomy places the organism in Eukaryota, Viridiplantae, Streptophyta, Magnoliopsida, Magnoliales, Magnoliaceae. The record is from RefSeq and is a predicted model, not a curated record. Gene Ontology annotation, molecular function: actin binding. The coding region runs from base 127 to 570 and encodes 147 amino acids. The transcript has 7 exons.
GAAACGCCAGCAGCACUACUCUCUUCUUCCCAGCAUAAAGGAAGGAGAAAGCCACCCUACAGACCGAGGGAGAGGAAGAAGGCCCGACCAAGCUAUUGACCGAGUAUCACAACCGUCCGAUCUACAAUGGAUUGGGCGUUCACACAUAGAGUCUGGGAGAAGUGGACUUCUAAUAAUGUCGGUUCUUCUGGUGAACCAUUGAAGGCAGCUUUGCUACUUAACUACGACCCAAAUGCUACCUCUCGCUUGGUAUCUGUCAUAGCAGAGCAGCAGGGAAUGAAGGCAAAGCCUGUGGAGUUGAGUCCUUUUCUUGACUUCAUCAAACGGAACAAUCUCCAGAAGGAAUGCUUCUUCAUUGGGUCAAAUGAAUAUCUGAUCACGUCAAUCCAUGAGCACUGGUUUUGUGCACGGUGCGUGAAUACAUCAAAACCUGCUGGUGAAGGCGCUAUCAUUAUGCAGGUUGCAGCAUUUCUGUUGGUUGCAAUGUAUGAUGGCUCAAUUGGCUCUGCGUCUCAUGCAAUGGUGGCUGUUGAUCAGUUUGUGUGGCAGUUGAAUCGACGGAAUCUUUGACCCCUCUCAGGUUUGCAGGCUACAAUGGAGAACUCUUGGAAGCCCAGGAGGUUUGGCCUGUAUCAGAUGUUCCUGAGACCUCUUUUAUUUUUGUCCAGUUACCCAUCAGCAGUUCGCAGUCCUAAAUCCUAAUUUCUAUGUUUGUUACUGAAAGAAAACAA